Messenger RNA from Pomacea canaliculata, 522 nucleotides. Its product is annotated as cytochrome c oxidase subunit 6A2, mitochondrial-like. NCBI's taxonomy places the organism in Eukaryota, Metazoa, Mollusca, Gastropoda, Architaenioglossa, Ampullariidae. Bases 75 to 410 code for a protein of 111 amino acids. Gene Ontology annotation, molecular function: enzyme regulator activity. Gene Ontology annotation, cellular component: mitochondrial inner membrane. The record is from RefSeq and is a predicted model, not a curated record. The transcript has 3 exons. Gene Ontology annotation, biological process: mitochondrial electron transport, cytochrome c to oxygen.
GGGUUACUUCGUGACGAUUCUAGUUCCGGUCAUAUGAUUUCCGCUAAGGGACGGAAUCGCUAUCGGUACGCAUAAUGGCGUCAAGACUCGCGACUGGAAUUGCUCGUCGCUUUUUCGCUGUACACGGACCCUCUGCAACAGCUGGGGAACAUGGUGGAACCAAGAGAUGGAAGAUGUUAACGUUUCUUGUAGCACUUCCUGGUGUUGCUGUCUGCUACAUCAAUGCUUUCGUCCUACAUGGUAGCCACCCUGAGCGCCCAGAGUUUGUGCCUUAUCCUCAUCUCCGUUUACGCACGAAGAAAUUUCCCUGGGGUGAUGGAAACCACUCUCUCUUCCACAAUCCUCACCUGAAUGCUCUACCCGACGGCUACGAAGAUGAACACGAGCACGAGAUAACUGACGACGAAUGAUGAGCAUAGCUGAGACCAUGUCUGCACAACAGACAUGCUGUCAUGAUUCAUAGUUGGACAGUUAUGAUUUUGUGAACUUGUAAUAAAUACCAAUAAACCGUUUCCUCAUCUU